AUGUCAGCUGAGAGUCAGACAGUACCAUUUCCAAUCAAACCACUCACAGUUCACUUGAUGUGUCAUUCACAUUGUGAUGCUGGAUGGUUAAGAACAAUCAAUGAUUAUUAUCGAUAUGAUGUAUCAGAUAUCCUUUACACUGUUACACAAGCAGUUAACAAUGGUACACUUCGAAAGUUCUCUUGGUCAGACAUUGGUUUCUUGGAUCUUUGGUGGCAGGAUCAAUCAGAUGAUACAAAGAAUAUCUUUACCAGAUUGGUCAAGGAAGGAAGGAUUGAAUUUGUCAAUGGAGGAUAUGUUAUGAGUGAUGAGGCAUGUACCUCUGCCGAAGCCUUCAUCAACAACCUCCAAGAGGGCAACAAAUUCAUUAUUCAACACUUUGGAGAGCAGUACAUUGCAAAGAAUGCAUGGCAAAUAGAUCCAUUUGGACACGCUGCCAAGACUCCAGCAUUGUUCUCUUAUGCCAAUUAUGAGAAUAUUAUAUUGCACAGGAUUGAUGAACGUAUUCGUGAUGAUCUUGGCGCAAGCAAGGAUAUGGAAUUCAUCUGGCGUGGUUCAGAUGGUAUCAACUCUGAGUUGUUUGCACAUGUACUUGAUCAAUCUUAUUAUCAACAAUUUGGUGUUGAUAUCAAUAGUGCAUAUUCAAGUUUGGAAACUAUGAUACAUGAUACCGUAUGGAUGUCCGAGAUGAAGCGUGAUCACUACCGUUCGCCCCAUGUACUCCUGACCAUUGGCACUGACUUUGGAUUCCGUAAUGCCAUCAAUGCAUUCAAUUCCAUGGAUAAAUUGAUUGAUUACUUUAAUCAACAUUACUCUCAGUAUGGAUAUACUGUGAAGUAUAGCACUCUUGGAGAGUACUUCAGGGAUGUCAGACAAUGGUAUCAACAGACUCGCACACCAAUCAAGCAUUUGUAUCAAACAUAUGAUUUGAUGCCUUAUUAUGAGAACAGGGGUGCAUCAUGGGUAGGAUACUACUCCAACAGACCUGAGCAGAAGGAGAUGAGUCGUCAUGCUGACAACCUAUUGAGGAUGGCCAAGAUAUUCCAUGCCCUCCAGCCCACCCACUUCAUUGACAAGGAGCCCUUGGACAGAGCUCAAAAGAACUGCUCAUUCAUGAUGCAUCAUGAUGCCAUCACUGGAACAAGUAGAUCACCUGUUAAUGUGGAUUAUCAUUCGAGAAUGGCCGAUGCCAUGAGUUUGUCGAUUGGAUCACUCAAGAAGUCAAUUCAACAAUUUACUCAUGUUCCUGUGACUGAUGGACCAGUUGUAGUUGUAGACCCAUACACAUUCACACCAGUCAUCAUACUCAAUUCCCAAUCCUCGCCAAGACUUGAGGUACACACCAUCCGUGUUGUAUCGAUCAAAGGUGGCGACACAUGUCCCUUGGCAGUAUUCUAUAUCUCAAAGCAAUUGACCAUUGACUGUGUAAAGGUUGCAGAUUUACCCGAUGGUGCAUUAUAUGAUAUAUCAUUCUUGCCAAGUAUCCCUGUGUUUGGAUACCAUACAUAUCACUUUGGAUUGACAAACAACCCUGGUCCACUCUUAAGACCAUCUGGAUCUCAGCUACACACCCUCACCAACAACCUAUUCACACUUCAUUUCUCCAGUGGCCCUGGAGCCUCCAACUUGCUUGAGUCCAUUGAUAUCCAUGGCCAGUCCAUCGCGCUCAACCAAAAGUUGAUCGAGUACACAAUGGGAUGGAGAACAGGUGCAUAUAUUAUGACUACUGAUCAGCUUAUUCAGAUCAGUGACCCGGCAAAGUAUGAGGUCACAUUGGGCAAUCUUAGAAAGAUGGUCAGAGUUGGAUACAAGGAUGGCAAUGAGGUGAUGAUCACAAUGUAUACAACAGGAUAUGCUAGUAUUGAUCAGUACAUCGAUAUUGAGUACACUAUCACUGGUGUGGAUGGUAUUGAGAACAUGGUACGAUUUGAAACAUCGAUCAAUAGUUCAAUACUAUACACUGAUGAUGGCUAUGAGACCAAGAAGCGUCCAAUCCAAAGUCCAAGGAGCUCGGUCGAACUAUCCGUCUUCCCAUCAGUCCACAUGUCCUACCUCAAGGAUGACUCCACAUCCGAGACAUUCAUUUGUUAUGGAGAUAGAAGCAAGGGUGUUACAUCACCAAGGGUUGGAACGAUGGAUAUGAUGUUACAUAGGAGUCCUAAUAGUGAUGAUGGAUGCGGAUUGGAUGUAUAUCCAAUUGAUCAUACAACAAUCACUGUUAAGCAUCGUUGUAAGAUUGAAACAUACCAGAAUGUCCAAGAAAAGUCCAUCAAAGAAUCCAGACAGUUCAAUAGUCCCAACCCAUACUUCCAACUUCCACCAGUCCAAGCACUCUCAGAGUUCAACUUUAACUAUGCUGGAUUAACCGCUGACCUUGGAAGUGUCAACAUCAUGUCAUUGGAGAGAUUGAAUGAGAAUGAUUAUUUGGUUCGUUUGGAGAAUCUUAAGGAGACUGGAUCACCUGUUGUCAUUGACAUCUCAAGACUAUUCAAUCGUUUCUCACCAAUAUCAUCAUAUCAAGAGACAUUCGUUCAUGGAUAUGGUGCUGGAUACAUUGAUAUCAACACAAAGAAGAAUGAAUGUAUGAGUACAUUCAAUUGUUCACAUGAAUCGAUUAGAGUCCAGAAUCAAGAUAAGAAGGCAUACACAGUUCCAAAUCCAUUGUCACCAGAUACCAUCCGUGUAGGUCAAGAUGGUAAAGUAACAUUGAAUCCAUUGGAGAUCAAGACAAUCAUAUUCACCUAUCAUAACCCUGGAAUGAUGUGA
Messenger RNA from Acytostelium subglobosum LB1, 2766 nucleotides. RefSeq lists its product as hypothetical. Gene Ontology annotation, molecular function: carbohydrate binding; alpha-mannosidase activity. Gene Ontology annotation, cellular component: lysosome. The record is from RefSeq and is a predicted model, not a curated record. Gene Ontology annotation, biological process: mannose metabolic process. The transcript is spliced from 10 exons. NCBI's taxonomy places the organism in Eukaryota, Evosea, Eumycetozoa, Acytosteliales, Acytosteliaceae. The coding region runs from base 1 to 2766 and encodes 921 amino acids.